AUGGCAGUUUCCUCGGAGAAGCUUGAUGCUACCAACCAACACAAUUCAUCAUAUAAAUGGACGAACUCAGCAAUACUUGAAGGUCUUAUAUACACCUUCCACCUACUCCCCUCCCAACGCAUUCAACGUUCCCGGAAAAUCCUUGAGUCUUCUAAAUUCGUGGGGCUCAUGCGAACCAUUGGAACAAAUGGGACUUCUCAUGAUACGAGUCGAGUUUAUGACGAAUACGCGGAAGCUAUAUUCUGGCUCCGCGACGCUGAAAUAACACUUCUUGCUCCUGGAUCUGAGUUCAGGAAGGAAAAAAGGAGAGCUACGCAUAAGGCUGUGAAGAAAGUUGACGAGGUGAACACUUUGGCUAAAUCCUUAGUCAAGAAGCUGAGAAAGAAUGAUCACCAAGGAGAGUCUGAAAGUGCCUCCACUCUUGGUUCGACAGAAGAGCCCUUGGAGAAGAUAAAGAAACUAAGACCUAUCCCUAUCGAAUACUUGAUGCCGAUGAGCACACUUCAGAGCAAGGGAAACGUUGACGGGGCGCCAUUGUUCGACCCUUCAACAAAGGAUUUGAAGUGGGAAGACGAGUCAGACGACUCGACAGACGACAAUACGACCUGGACCUCCAAUAGUGAUGAUGAAUAUGAAACUGCUAGUGAGGGUUGGGAUGACUGA
Lentinula edodes (shiitake mushroom) is the source of this 663-nucleotide messenger RNA. RefSeq lists its product as uncharacterized. The transcript is spliced from 5 exons. NCBI's taxonomy places the organism in Eukaryota, Fungi, Basidiomycota, Agaricomycetes, Agaricales, Omphalotaceae. The record is from RefSeq and is a predicted model, not a curated record. Bases 1 to 663 code for a protein of 220 amino acids.